Messenger RNA from Tricharina praecox, 2985 nucleotides. RefSeq lists its product as uncharacterized. The transcript has a single exon. The record is from RefSeq and is a predicted model, not a curated record. Lineage: Eukaryota; Fungi; Ascomycota; Pezizomycetes; Pezizales; Pyronemataceae. Bases 142 to 2538 code for a protein of 798 amino acids.
CCCCCCCCCCCCCCCUCCCCACCCCAUCCCGAACACCACCAAGCGAUCGUCCUUCCCCACCCCCGAAUUAACCUCCCCCAAAUUAUUCCCGCUAUACCAGCCCGCACUUAAAACCUCCGAUCCCGCCCAUCCUCUGUCACUAUGCCAUCAGUCACGUCUAUCGCGGCUGCCUCCGAGCCCACUACGUCCGACGUCGCCCCCGCUUCCCUGUUGUUGUCGUCGUCGUCGUCCUCCUCUUCGGCGCCCGAUAGCAAUCCGCCCGGCAAUCAAGGCACGCGACCUACUUCCCCGCACCCGCCGUCCCCUUCCGCCGACUCAAAACCCGAGCCCGCCCCCGGCCCCGUCCCCGUCCCCGCUACUAUCGUUGCCACAUCCACCACAUCCACCACGACAAAUAUUGAUCUGGAAGAGGAGGAGGAGCUUAAGACUAGGUUACGACAUAGGCGGCUCGAGCUGGAUCACGAGAUUGAAGAGUUCAAGAUCCGGAAGGACGCGGAAUAUCGACGGUUCGAGGCAGCGUUACGGGCCGAGGCUAAGGCUAAACGAAGGGAGAAAGAAGCUGCCACCGCCGCCGCCGCCAACACAUCACUCACCGGUAGCAACAAACCCGGUGAACUUGUGGUGCCCAUCAGCUCAUUAUCGCCACUCGGCAGCAACAACAAUAACAACAACAACCUCAUCAGGCAGUCGCUUGCUCUCGCAUCUACGUCUCCCGGAACUCCGCCCGAAGUGAGGCUGCUCAGGCAAAAGUCGCCGCCGUUCGAGAAAGAGCUUCAAGUCGCCGGCCUAUUUGCACCCUCCUAUCUGCCACUUCUCGAAGAUAGACGCGGGGGCGAAUACGAUCCGUUGUCGUCGACUCCUACCACAACCACUACUUCCACCUCCACCGCCAUGGCUACCGACGUUCCCGGAGCGAAACCACCGUCUCGCAACAGCUCGCCCACAGCUCCGCCUGCGUCGUCGCUAAAGUCUUCGAGCUAUUUCGAUUCUCACGGACGCUCGGAAAGGAAACCAAAAUCGCCAAAGAAGGUGACGUUCCAAUUCGAGGACGAGAGCACUGUGCCGUCGCGGAGUAGUCCUCCGCCAACAAAAGUGACUUGGAACUUCGGCGUGGUGGAUGACGCCGAUGAUGUCGAUUACGAGGAGGUUGAAGAGGUGGAUUACACGGAACGCCCGCAUGACGCGGUCAUGGAGCACCUGAGGGCACAGAUGAUGGGACUCGAAGAUCGGCCUACGGUCCAGCACGUGGAGGAUAGAACGAUCCCGGCUAGCAUGUUUAGAAGUAUUGGGUCGAAUAGUCUUGGCGAUUUCUCAAGGUAUCAUGGCGAUGAGCUCGUCACGCCGACCCUGACGGGACUGGGACUCGGUGCUGAUCACUACAACGGCAUGGGCACUUCGACGAAUGACGCCAUGCCCUCGCGCCGCAACGAUUUAACUACGGGCUCUUGGACGUCCCAGCUCACCCCAAGUAACCUCAACGGCACCAUGAAGAUGAGCGAUAACGAUGACGAUGACGACGAAGGUCUCUUUGACCUCGACGAGACGGUUCCGGAUGCUCUACCGCAGACACCGCCGCAUCGGGACCUCUCGCCGCUGAUCGAAGCACAGCUGGCGGCCCAGCAGAUAGCUCCCGAAGCGGGUGAGAUCAACCUUGCAGCUUCGUUACGAGCAUCAUACGCAUCCAGAGCUGCUCCACCAAGCUCAAAAUAUUCCUUCUCGAAGGAGCCAUUCUCGUUCGGAAAAUCACCAGUGCCGGCGCCAGCCAUGACACAUUCCCGUUUCACGAGUCCUUUCAGCUCCUCUUUCACGCAGAACCCCAUGCGAACCAACGGAAGUGCGGCGGGCACGAUGGCACCACAUGCACGGAUCGCAUCAUCGCUUCCGGCCACCACGACAUGGGGCUUCGCGGCUAAUAAGGAUUCCGGGCACUUCCGGCGGAGAAGCAUCAACAAAUACAUUCCAUCGCCGCCUCCGGAAGAGGAGUCGGAGCGUGCUACUCCGGAACCGGAAGUCUUACUUGCGCGCUCUCCCUUCGGUACAUCCGUGCCGAUGGCCAUCACUCCGCGGCUCUCGUCCCUCCGUUCGCCGCCAGCAUCCACAUCCCCUCGCAACCAGCCCGCCGCCGACAUCCCCGAAGAAGAGCCCCCGAGUGGUGGCGAACCACUGACUUUCUAUGUUGACUACUCCGCCGAAGCCCUCGCCGCGUCACCACCCAAGCCGCGGGGCAGCUCGGAAUUGGACUCGUACAUGAAGACGGCCCGCUUCCCCUCGGCCAACAUGACUAGCAACAUCAUGUCUCCAUACCGAACACGGUUCGCGCAGGAGCUAGCGCAGCAGGCCCUGAUGGACGGCGAGGAUCCGAACGAGAGCUUUGUCGGGGGUGUCGAUGGCCGCACGGGGCUGGACCCGGAGAGCUUCAGUGUCCGUGGCCGCGCAAGCAGCUUCGCCAGUCCCAGCGCGAACCUUAAGAAUGCCGCCUGGAGUCUGAGCGCUCGCCUGGCGGUCGAGGAUGAGAUGGACGCUAGCAGACGGAUGUGAUGGUGCGUGAAGAGCGGGAUAUUACCUGUUACCGACUGAUUAUCAUGCUACUUGUUUUCCAUGUGGUUUGUUUCCUGUUUGUAUUUGCAUUGGAUUGGUGUUUUUGAGAUUUUAUUUUUCUUUUCUUUUCUAUUUUAUUUUUAUUUUCUGUCCUGUGUCUUUUAUUUUCUUGUUUGUUUCGUGUGGCGUACACGACUGAUGUCUGCUUGAAGGAGACGGAGACGGAGAUGAUGCGAUGGUUCGCGUGCGUAUUGUACAUAAGGGAAACUUUUAUGAGGUUUGACGGGUGCUUGGAUGCUUGGAUGAUGACGGUGAUGAGGAUGUGGCACUGGGGUUUCUAUAAAUAGAGGCGACGGCUGCGGUAGCAUGAGUUCGCACUCGCAGACAUACAUACAAACUAGAGAUCGAUAGACGGUUUGGUACAGGGUAAUUGAUGUCAUUCUGUGG